Messenger RNA from Stegostoma tigrinum, 7163 nucleotides. Its product is annotated as E3 ubiquitin ligase TRAF3IP2-like. The coding region runs from base 155 to 1396 and encodes 413 amino acids. Gene Ontology annotation, biological process: positive regulation of canonical NF-kappaB signal transduction; humoral immune response. The record is from RefSeq and is a predicted model, not a curated record. NCBI's taxonomy places the organism in Eukaryota, Metazoa, Chordata, Chondrichthyes, Orectolobiformes, Stegostomatidae. The transcript has 9 exons.
GCUCCAGUUUGCUGACACAGAUAUUGUUGCCGUACCUGUAAAGACAUGCGUCGAAGAUUUAUUGCUGCGCGAACAUAGUUUUUACGGUUCGUUUUUGUGUUACUUGUUGGAAACGUUUUGCUUCAUAUGAAAAUCCUCGAUUAGAGGCAUAAGGAUGUUGAGGUUUAUAAAACCUUCACAAACAUAUGCAAAAUCAUCGAGAAACACACCAGAAGAAAACGAUGAAACAGACAGUGAGAGCUCUCUGUUGACAUCAGAGAUCAAAUCCUUUGACUUUGCAGCCGGUCAGGUACCAAAGAAUAGCUGCUCCAGCGAUGGAGGAUUCUCAAAUUAUACUGGACAAUUCUCACAGCUCCCAUCGCAUUCUGUGAAGAAUAUUAACAGUUAUUCUGCUGCUGCUGCUGCAUUCCAGCGUAGGAAUCACCCUUACAGUUCCCCUGCAGGACACACUGAAAGUUGGCAUGUUUCCUCUCUUCCCAGUUGUGGAGAUGUUUGUACCUACAAAUCUGACAACUGGUUAUCAAAUACUGGCAUGACCGACUUGUCGCCAAGCAGGAGCUUCGGACCACCCUCGCCAGUCUCAUUGCAAAGCAGCCUUGGACUAUCGCAACUUGAACCUGGGUUUCCUUUGCAGUCUUUUCCACUCCAACCACCUGUUCACUUUGUGCCUCAAAACCCUUGUCGACCUAAGGUUUCCAUAUACGUUCCCGAACCUGGCCAUUUUCCUCCUACACCUCUGGGCAGAGUCGACCUCAGCUCUUAUGGAACACCAGUUACAGGUUUCAGCCCCCCAAAUGGCCCUGGAAAUGUUUCAUGUCAAAGGGCAGUUGCUCCUACAGAUCCAGUAAAUACAAAUGUACCAUUCAGCCUUGUACUUCCCCGUGAACAGAGAAAGGUUUUUGUGACUUAUGCUACGGAUAAUGACAGACAUGUUGAAGAGGUGAUCAAGUUUGUCGCUUUGUUGAUCAGGAAUGGAUUUGAAACCCAGAUUGAUAUGUUUGAGCAGCAUUUUAGAAGUAUAAACAAAAUCGAUUGGAUGGAAAGAUAUAUCAAUGAUAAAGGAUAUCUGAUCAUUAUCGUUAUCAGCCCAAAAUACUGGGAGGCUGUUACAUCUCAGAACUUUGACGUAAAAAAUGAUGAACAUUCUUUGAAUACAGUCUUUAUCUACAAACAGCUUCAAAACGAAUUUAUUCAGAAUGGCAGCAAGAACUUCAGAUUUGUUCCAAUUAUUUUCCCAGGAGCUAACAUGAAACAUGUUCCUUCAUGGCUACAAAAUACACACAUCUACCGUUGGCCAAUGCAAACUCAGGAUAUUCUACGACGACUGAUGCGCCUGGAAAAAUACAAUCCUCCUCCAGUUGGUGAACUUCCGACUAUCAUUCAGAAAUCUAUAUAAUCUCGGCUUGAUGUUGCUGGAAUAAUAUCAUAAAACAAACUUUUCCAAAUACAUGGCAUUUUUUUGUGAUUAAGGAUGACCAGUUUUCAGUCCAUCAUGGAAAUUAAUUUCUUCAAAAUAUUUCAAAUGUCUAGAAUGCAGUCAAAAAACAAUAACUUUGUAUCAUUGAAAAAUGAUAGGAUUAUGGCCACAACAAAUGAUGUUUAUUUCAAGAUUUGCUCAGCUUGAUGUAUAUCAAGUACAUUUAUUAUAUACAUGACUUAAUUGCUAAAUAAUGUGUAACAUCAAACAAGUAGUAUUUCUGAAACAUUAACCUAACCUCCUUGUUUUAGAGCUGGAUCUUCAUGGAGUUGCUCUCUCUCUAGUCUUAUUUACUGAUGUUGCCAAUGCUGCCUGUGAUCUGACACUAAUGAUGAGGAUUAAAUUGCUAAAGUUAUCAUGAUGAGAGACAGCAAAAUAUUCACGUUCAAAGGGAUCCAUGUGUUCUUGUAUAUACAUCAAAGUUGAGCAAGUGCAGGAAAUGAUUGGGUAAAUGUAUGACGUGAGCCUUUUAUUACGAAGAAGUUAGAAUAUGAAAGUAAGGAAGUCUUGCUGCAUUUCUGUAAAAGAUCUUUUGUGAGGCCAUAUCCGACAUAAUGUGUAUGGUUCGGGUCUGUUUGCCAAGUGAAAGAUGAGCUUGCCUCAACCGGAGUGCAUAAUGUGCACCGAGUUCAUUCCUAUAGGUUGUCCUGUGAAGUGAGCUUGAAUGUUGAGAGGUCGUUCUCUGGGGUUGGAGAAGCUAGAAUCUGCAACAUAAACUGUAGACUGUUAGUCUCCGUCUAAGACUGAGAUAAGAAAUUCCUUUACUCAGAUGUAAAUGCUAAGAAUUAUUUUACCCUAGAGGACACUGAAUGCUCAAUAACUGAAUAUGUUCAUGAAUAAUAUUAAUAGAUUAUUUUUGGAUCUUGAGGGAAUUGAAGGAUAUGGGGAUAGUGUAGGAAGGUCAUUCUGAGGUAUAAGAUCAUCCAUGAUUUGUUGACUAAUCAAGCAGGCUCAUGAUGCUCAGUGACCUAUCCCUGUUCUUUGUUUUCAAGUAGUUACAAACAGCUUUUUGAACAGCCAGGUUUGCCCAAAUAGAUGAAUAUUUAAUACAGGACAAAGUGCCUGUAUUAAUUAUCAUUGGGAAUGGAAGUGGAUAACAAUUGUUGGCACUUAUUAAUGGCUGGCUCCAUCUCAAACCAUAAAUGUGAUGGGAAUUGUAAUUUUGCAUGGUCACGAUGUGAACUGCUGUGAUUUUUUUUUCAGCUUUUGUUGAACCUAAUAGAACAGGAUAUUACACCGAAAGCCAUAAAUCUACUUAAAACACACUUGUGGUUUUAUUUGCAUAAGAGUAUCUUUACAAAAAACUAUGAAAACCACCAAAAAAUUUGGUGUCAAACUUAACAAUUCUCACGGUAAAAUUUUAUUUUAGAAACUACUCUCAUCUACAUUUAGAAACCAUUUAAAAUAAAUUAUUUUCAAGGAAAAUCAACCCUCUGAUGAAGGGUCCAGGCCCGAAACGUCAGCUUUUGUGCUCCUGAGAUGCUGCUGGGCUUGCUGUGUUCAUCCAGCCUCACAUUUUAUUGUCUUUCCUCUUUUUCCUGCCUAGUUACACAUUCGGUUUUGUUUUUCUGCUCAGAUUCAAAUAUCUUUUAUUUCCUUUAUGGCAAAAACACACACAGUAUUAAAAAAUAACGAGUGCUAGCAAUAUGUACACUUGUGUCUCAUUAUUACAUACUUCCACGUGCGUAGAUAGAUGUACUCUACUGCAGAUUAGUCCUAACAGUAUAUGCCAAUAGUUAAACUUGUCUCUAGAACCUUCAGCUCAAAAGCUGCUUUUUUUUGACCUGUAACAUUGCAGCAAAUUAGCACGGUAUCUAGGACCUGAAUGAACAGAGAAGAUAACGCAGUAUCCUCUCAACUAGAGUUUUACAGAUUGGGAAAUAAGAACUUAGAUGGUAUAAAAAGUGAAUUCAGUACCAUGUAUGCUUAUAAUAAAUAUGCAUCUCUAGGGAGGUUCAUUCCUAGUUAUUAAUGCAGAAAACAGAAUGAUACUAGUGCAAAUUUUUACAAGUGAGGUUGGAGGGGUGCACCAAUUACAUUCAAAUUUCACUCCUGUACUGGUCACAAUGAUGUUGAAAUUUAAUCUAGAAGAUAUGGCCAAUCAUAUAGAUCUUAGACUGUAUUAGGGUUAGCAUUGGGAAUAAGUCAGCCUUGUUUUUCUUUUAGUCAACAAAAGUCAACUAGUUUAUUACAAAAACUUACCUAUCUUUUUCCAUCUUUGCUAAGUAUAAUCUGCAUUCUAACAUCUCAAAAUUAACAUGUGACAAUCUUUGUUUGAACACCCUGCAGAAUACAGUGAGCAACAACUGGGAUUGACACCAAUCCCAUAGAUUUCCUCUCCAGAUGCUACUGGCACCGGGUCAGUAGAUCUUAUUAGAGCUUCACAAGGGAUUAUAGUCCUCACUUUUAAUGACCUGGCCUUGAAAUUACACGCCCAAAGAGCUAUUCAGUCAUGGAUUGCCCUAAUGAUUGCUUACAGGCUGCUGGUUCACUUUCCUUUCCUGUGCCCGUGCACUCCUGAAUUCUGGAAUCUAUGCUUCAGCAAUUAUUCAUUCAUAUCUCCAGCUUCACCAAACUAGAAUUGCUCAAAUUUUUUUGCUGCAUUCUAAUCUUGUUCACUUACUUAAAGCAAAUAUUGCUUGUUUAUUUCCUUUGCCUUCACCUAGCUAUUUACGAUGCACAAUAUCCUCCAAGCCUCUCCAGAUUUUUUUUUCUGAGCUUUAACACCAACCCUAAGCUGUGCCUACUGAUUCCUAGGAUAUUUUCCUCAAUUAUGACUUCACACAGCUAUUCAGCUGCUGUCAGCUUCUAAUUCUGUCUUAGCUAUACUAUUAGAUAUGCAACUUCUGGCUACCCACAUUUCUUCCUGAAUUCUGACUAUAUAGAACCUGUGGCCCAAAUAUGCUGUUUCAGCACUUUAUUUCCAUAUGGAGCUUGCCACUGUCUUUGUCCGUCUGUUAUUUUUCAAUUAACUGUGACCCCAGAACUGUUUGAGGGGCUUAUUAAGAAAAUAAGCCCCAUCCCUUUUAGGUAGGUCCAUGUAUAACAAUCAGCAGAGUGGCUAGAAUGUGUAAACUCCGUGGAACUGUCAGCUUCCCAAAUCUUACCAUUUUUCACAUUGCUUAUCUCCUACAGUUUGUAGUGCAUUUGAAGAGGUCAUCUCUGCAACUAAUGACUAGAAUUAAAAUUGUGUGGUGAGCUUAAUAGUGGACGAGGGCAACAAAUUCCUUUCCAAAACCAUAUGGGUUGGCAAGGGGCAAAUCUUAUUUCUGUUCUUUGUUGAAGAUAUAGCUAACUUGGGUAGCAACUUUUCAACAUUCAUGUUUAACUCUCCAUUACAUUGCUAUAUUCUGUAUUCAUAAUUUAUGAAUACAUCUUAAUUUUGACAGCAAUUUCUACACCAAUAUUAGUUUCAAUUUUCUGUCUUCAAGGAUUCUUUAUGGAUCUUUUACAGAUGACACAAUUUGUGGCCAGCCGACCUAAUGCUUUUAUCUGCAUGAUUAUGGAUCUGGAUGAACCUAGAAGGACAAGGGCAGCAAACAAUGAGAAUACCACCAUGUGCAAACUUGUCACUGAUCCAUAUAUCAUAUACUUGGACCUAGUAUCUUUUACACCUUCACUAGGUCAAAGUCUCUUCUCAACUGCACUGUGGGUGUGUUUUACACCACAUUGAUUGCAGUAUUUCAAGGAGGAGACUCCCCACCACCUAUAUCAAGAGCAAUUGGACAUGGACAGUAAAUGCUUGGCUGGACAGUGGCAGCAAUAUUUAAAAUAAAACUUCUGUGCAGGACUAUAAUGGCUGUUAACAUAUCCAAGCUGCAACUUCAAUUUCUUCAGAUGACCAAUACAUUUUUUUUUGAGAGUUUGGUAACUUCCUUACCUAUAAAAUUGGCCUGAAUGGACAAUUAGUAUAUUUUGUCCAGUACUGUGCUAGAUUUCCAAAAAGGCAUUUGUUAGGUACAUACAAAAUGAUUUAAGAAAAGCUCUCAUUGUGUUGGAGGUAGUGCAUUAACACAGCUAAAAGAUCAGCUUACCAGCAGAAGACAGAGUUGGGAUAAUGGGGCCAUUUUCAGAAUGUAGCUAGUGGAGUGUCACAGUGAUCUGAGCCAUAAAGACUAGACUAGAUGAGAUUAGAUUCCCUACAGUGUGGAAACAGGCCCUUCAGCCCAACAAGUCCACACCGCCCCUUGAAGCAUCCCACCCAGACCCACCCCCCUAUAACCCACACACCCCUGAACUCUACGGGCAAUUUAGCAUGGCCGAUCCACCAGCCUGCACAUCUUUGGACUGUGGGAGGAAACCGGAGCACCCGGAAGAAACCCGUGUAGACACGGGGAGAAUGUGCAAACUCCACAUAGACAGUCGCCCGAGGCGGGAAUCAAACCCGGGUCCCUGGCGCUGUGAGGCUGCAGUGCUAACCACUGAGCCACUGUGCCCUAAGGAUGAUCAUUAAACCAAAUUGGAUUUAGGAUUUCGUGAGUUGAUAUCUACCUGGAUAGCAACAGUGAACCAAUUUAUUUCCUAUCCUGAGCAGCAUCUCAGGAGCACAAAAGCUGACGUUUCGGGCCUAGACCUUUCAUCAGAGAGGGGAAUGGGGAGAGGGUUCUGGGUCCUCCGACACUUCCGCCAUCUACAAUCCGACCCCACCACCCAAGACAUUUUUCCAUCCCCACCCUUGUCUGCCUUCCGGAGAGACCACUCUCUCCGGGACUCCCUUGUCCGCUCCACACCCCUCCAACCCCACCACACCCGGCACCUUCCCCUGCAACCGCAGGAAGUGCUACACUUGCCCCCACACCUCCCCCCCCAUCCCAGGCCCCAAGAUGACUUUCCAUAUUAAGCAGAUGUUCACCUGCACAUCUGCCAAUGCCAGUUGCUGCUUGACCUGAGCUUUUCCAGCAAUUUGUGGCUUUGUUUCUGAAUUCGAGCAUCCACAGUUCUUUCAGUUUGUAAUAGUGGAACUAUUCUGGCCAUGUAAAUCAUUACAUUCACAUUGGUGGUAGUGGAAGUAGAGGCUCAACACCACUUGUACUUCUCUGUCAUUGACUGUUGUGAUGGCCAUAACAUUUAGUUUGUGUGUAGAGGAGCAAAUUGAUGCAGAGCAGCUAUACAAAAUUACAUACCUAAAAGUGUUGCAUUUUCCCCCCCAGUGUGCUUUAAAUAUAAAACAUUCCAACUGGUGCUGUAUUUAUGGGAAAUAUAUUUUGUUUUACCCAUCUGUGAUUUAUUGAAGUGUUUUGAAGUUUUUGUAGGACACCAUACAUGGUGGUAUAGAGUAUACUCACCACUGAGUGGAGUUCACAACUCAAGAUGAGCCAUUCAGCUGCCUUCAAAGCUCACUUGACUCUAACUUUAGAAUAGUAUUACCUAAACUCUGGAAGAGUUUUCCAUAUGCUACGUUGUCUACAGUUAAUACUUACGCUGCGUAAAAGACAAUGAAGGGGAUAUGUGGCUCCUGCGAAUAAAAAUUAUUUGCUAAAUAUCUGUCAAAGACAAUUUUGAACGUUUUCAUAAGUCUUGUUUUCUUUAAUCCAGAAUUUGAUGGAAUUGGAAUUCUGUGAUUUACACACUAUAAAAUAACUAUGGGAUAUGUCACUGUUAAUGUAGUUAAAUUUAAUAUCAAGAGUUCAGCUCUGGAUAUAUUGGUACUGUUUGUGCUCUGAAAUCAGACAAUUUGCUAGUAUAU